Messenger RNA from Trichobilharzia szidati, 2083 nucleotides. Lineage: Eukaryota; Metazoa; Platyhelminthes; Trematoda; Strigeidida; Schistosomatidae. The record is from the annotation of a GenBank genome assembly.
AAGAAACCUUGUUAGAAUGUUAAAUGAGAAUGAGUUUCAUAGUCUCCAAGAAUCUCUCAACUCAAUUAAAUGUACUUACGAAAAGGGUGAAUUUGAUGUCCGACAGCUUACACACACUCUUGAAUUGUUACGGCUGAAUGAAUUAAAAUCAAAUGAAGAGAACAGUGUAACAGUUGAUACAUUAAAUAAUUGUCUUGAUAAUAAAGCAAACAAACAAAUAUUUUUAAAUCAAAAACUUGAAGAGAUCCAAAUGACUGAAUUCAAGGAAAAAGAGGUUCAAAAGAUGUUGGAUCAGCUGAAUUCAGAAAUAACUGAGGAGCGUAGAAAUGCAGUGAGGAAAAUCAUAAAGCUGGAAGAAGAAACUAAUAAAGUUAAAAAAGCGCUUGGAAUACAAACCGCAAAAAAUGAAAAAUUAGCAAAACCUCAUCGAAAAGUCAGUGAAGAAUUACGUGCACAUAGAUUUGAAGAAUUUUCAUUAUCCCAGGGGGUUGAAGAAUUACAAAGCAAUAUACGUGAAUAUCAGAUUAAAACAUCCAUGUUAUUAAAUACAAUAGAGAGGAAAGAUAAGGAAAUUGAGGCGGCUAAAGAAAAACGUAAUACAAUACAACGAGGUUUGGAGAUGCUGUUGAAAAAACACAAAGAAAGUUUAGAGAAUAUGAGAAAUCAAUUGAAAGAAAUUGAGAAAUCACAAGAAGCCUCCGAAUUAAAUAUUAAAGCAUAUGAAGAAAAGAAGGAAAUCUUAACGGCCAAUGAAAAGCGUUAUGAAACAGAAAAAGAAAAACUACAGAGCAUUUUUAAGAUAAAAGAAUCUGGGGUAAUGAAAAUCGAGAAUGAGUAUAUGGCGAAAGCGGAGGCAACAGCUCAACUUCAGGAACAAAUUGAUGAAAUGGUUGAAAAGACUAAAAAUUUAAACUUAUCAAGCAGAUGUUUGAUAGAUAAUUUAAAACAACAGGCGGAAACCAUGAAAGGUCAUUUGGCGAAUGAACAGAAGGAGAGAGUUCAAGUACAACGGACACAACGUAAACUUCACAGACAGAUAGCAAGUUUCAAUGAUGAACAAAGUUUAUGCGUACGUAAAUAUCAUCGUAGAAUUAAUGAAGCGAAAAGCAAACUUUUGUUCUUAGAUAAAGAGAAAAUUCGAUUAGACGAAGAAAGUAAAACGAAUCAAGAAAAAGCAAAUGAAAUUCAAUCCAAAAUCAAUUCAGAAAAAGCCCAACACGACAGUGAAAGAUUAAAGUGUGCAGAGAAAAUUGCUUCCCUCAGCAAAAUGUUAGAUGAUUCAAAUGGGAUUUGUAUGCAAUUGAAUAAAGAAAUUCAAGAUGAACUGCCUUUAUUAGAAGAUUUAAAUAGUAAAGUGAAAAAGAAUGAACAGGUUGAAAGCGAGACCAAGUCAUUACAAGUUGAAAUGAAUCAGACUAUUCGAUCGUUGGAGAGUGAAAUACGUCAGUUAAAUGAUACCAAUAAGACGCUUGAUUUCGAUCUAAAGCAAUUGAGGAAACAAAUAAUGACAUUAGAAGCAGAUUAUAAGAAAAAACUUGCCGACCAAAUUGAUUUACUAAAUUCUACAGAAAGUAAUAUUUAUACAAAUGUCUGCCGAUUAAAUACUGUUAAUAUCGAAAAUGCACGACUAGAUGGGGGUAUUUUAAAACAAGAACAAUCUAUACAAGAAAUCUGUUCAGAUUGGGAGAAGAUAUUAAGGAUGAAGUCGAAAUUAAGAAACCGAUACCGAUCAUUAACGGAUAUCAUCGAAAACGACCACUUGUCUGAACAGAGAUUGAUUCAGUCCUCCAUAGAAUUUUACAAAUAUCUUAUAGAGGAGAAGAUGAAAUUCAUCAGCACAGAAUGCUGUCAACGUGAUCAGUUAUUUAAACAAAUUCUACCAGAACUCAGGAGGUUAUUCAAUGAAAUUAAUCAAUUUUUUGAAAUCGGUAAAUCAAUUUCUCAACAAAUCGUAUCAUCCAAAGUGGAUAAAAUGCUUGCUUUGCCACCGAGUGAAAAUGUUGACGUUCAUCAGGAGAAUAAGAACAACAACAACAACAACGACGGAGAUAAUAAUGAUGACGUUUGUAAAUGUCAAAAUUGA